This is a messenger RNA of Plectropomus leopardus (leopard coralgrouper), 3574 nucleotides long. It is a transcript of the gene tmem63a, whose product is annotated as transmembrane protein 63A. Gene Ontology annotation, cellular component: plasma membrane. NCBI's taxonomy places the organism in Eukaryota, Metazoa, Chordata, Actinopteri, Perciformes, Serranidae. Gene Ontology annotation, molecular function: calcium-activated cation channel activity. The record is from RefSeq and is a predicted model, not a curated record.
AUAUGCGGAACCUGAAGGAGGAGGAGGGAGCAGAGACGGAGUUAAUCAUAUUUCAAGUAUUUUCUGUAUAAAGAAGUCUCCUUUUUCGGCGGAAUUAAAGACAAACACGCAGACAAACUGCUGGUUUCACUCCAGUGAUGUCUUCCCUGUGGUGGGAGCAGUUGCCCCUGCAGGCCUCAAACGGUACCUCUCCCUCUGGUUUCGCGGACAACAGUAGCUGCUUCAGCGCUACGCAGAGCACCGUACUCAAGGGACUCAGCUUUGGAGGAGUUCCCAUCGUGCUACUGAUUGAUUUCUCUGUCUUUCUGGUGUUGCUGGUCGUCUUCUCUAUUAUCAGGAGGAAGUUCUGGGACUACGGGCGUCUGGCACUGGUUGCAGACAACGAUGGGUUCACUGAUUCAACACGGCGUCGCUAUGGGCACAAGUCAUCCUUGGUGUCUAGCGUGGAUGAGUUUGAGCAUGAACUGGGAUUCUGCUCCUGGCUGCCGUACAUCCUCAGAAUGGAUGAUGCAAAAAUGCAAACCAGAUGUGGCAUGGAUGCUGUUCACUACUUGUCCUUCCAGCGUCACCUCAUCAUCCUGCUGAUGGUCAUUACUGUCACCUCCCUCGCAAUAAUACUGCCUGUCAACAUGACUGGAGACUUGCUGAGUACUGAUCCACACAGUUUUGGGAGGACAACUGUUGGGAAUCUUCAAAAGGGGAGCAAACUGUUAUGGCUGCACACAGUGUUUGCAGUUCUGUAUCUGACCCUGACAGUCGUUCUGCUGCGACGUCACACAUCACGAAUGAAAGGAAUGCGCAGAGAAACGACCAGAAACACUUUGUUUGUGUGUUCAGUCCCUAAAACAGCAACAGAAGAGGCAGUAAAGACCCAUUUCAUAGAGGCGUACCCGUCCUGCAGAGUGUGUGCUGUGACUCUGGGCUAUGACGUGUCCAAACUCAUGUACCUUGAUAAGGAAAGGAUGCGAGCUGGAAAAAACCUGCGCUACUACGAGCGUGUCUUAGAGAAUACGGGGAAACGUGAGUUGAUUAACCCCCGUCUGUGUGGUCACCUCUGCUGCUGCACCAACUCUGAGAAGGUCGAUGCCAUAACGUUCUACAGCACUAAAGAAAAAGACCUGCUGGAGGAGGUAAGGAAGCAGGCAGAACUGGUGCCACAGCGCCCCCUGGGGAUGGCCUUCGUCACUCUGCAGACUGAAGCCAUGGCCAAGUUCGUUCUGAAAGACUUCAAUGCACUCGAGUGUGGCAGCACAAGCUGCUGCUGCUGCGGGAGGAUGCCCCAACCUUCAUCUGACAGUGCGACUCUGAAAGUGAACAGGUGGAGCGUUGGUUAUGCACCCCAUCCCAAAAAUGUGUAUUGGGACAAUCUGUCGGUGCGAGGUUUUCAGUGGUACAUGCGCUAUCUGAUGCUCAAUUUCUUCCUUUUCUUCCUGCUCACCUUCCUCACGACUCCCACCAUCAUUAUCAACACCAUGGACAAGUUCAACGUGACGAUGCCCAUCUACUAUCUCAAUAGCCCGAUCAUCAGUCAGUUCUUCCCCACUCUCCUGCUGUGGACCUUCUCCGCGCUGCUGCCUACAAUAGUUUACUACUCCACAAUAGGAGAGUCACACUGGAGCAGGUCCAGUGAGCAGCUGAGCAUGAUGCGUAAGCUGUAUUUCUUCCUGCUCUUCAUGGUGCUAAUCCUCCCCUCGCUGGGACUCACCAGUCUUGCAGUGUUUCUCCGCUGGCUGUUUGAUAAAGAGUUUCUCGUUGGUGGGAAACUGAGGUUUGAGUGUGUGUUCUUACCUGACCAAGGGGCAUUCUUUGUGAAUUACGUGAUCACCGCGGCUCUGGUGGGCUCCGGGAUGGAGUUGCUGCGAUUGCCGGGGUUGCUUCUUUACACCAUUCGUAUGGCGCUCGCUCGCUCUGCUGCUGAAAGGAAAUAUGUCAAGCAGAACCAGGCCUAUGAGUUUGAAUACGGAGCCAUGUACGGCUGGUCGCUGUGUGUGUUCACUGUCAUUAUGGCGUACAGCAUCAUAUGUCCUAUUAUUGUGCCUUUUGGCCUCCUCUACAUGAUGCUGAAGCACCUGGUGGACAAACACAACCUGUACUUUGCAUACCUGCCUGCUCGCCUGGACCGUCAGGUCCACCUGAAAGCUGUCAAUCAAGCUCUGGCCGCGCCCAUCAUCUGUCUCAUAUGGCUCUACUUCUUCUCCGUCCUCAGAGCAGGUUUCCAGACCGCUACGUCUCUGUUCACACUGGUGGUCCUGGUCAUCACUGUCUUCAUCUGCAUCAGCUACACCUGCUUUGGCCAUUUCAAGUACCUCAGUCCACACAACUACACGGUGAAAGACGAGGAUGAGGAUACAGUAGAGGGAGUGGAAGAAAACACCAUGGUCUACCUCCCCAGAGUGCUUAAUCCCAAAUCACCUGCCAGAGCACAAGAGGGGUCUAAACUUCAGCCGUCUUACGGCUCUACAGACGGCAGCCCGAUGCAGAGCUCCACCCCAGUGACAGACAGCAUGUCAGACGAUGGCUGAAUCAGCGAGUUUGAACGCUGAGUCACUGCUUUGGAGUCAAGACGCACAAGACUUCUGAUCGUAAAUCUGCCACUCUCACUAUUUCAACAUCGAACACAGUUUGAAUUUUUAUCCUACUGCUCAGUCAAACACAGCUGGUCCAACUGAGAGAAAAUCUCCACCUGGUGCAAGAGAAUUGCGGGUGAUUGUUUCCAAAGACCUGCAGCACUGAGCAGUCAAACACAAGCCCAAUUUAUUCUGUUUUUGGAAAAAUGUGACUUAAAAGUUACAGAGAGGACUGUGUGUUGAAUUUAAACUGGAAAGGCAGAGUUAAAUAGGAAUUAAUUUAAUAUCUGGAUCAUUGUUUGCACUUAGUGGGGUGCUUAGUAGGGAUGCACCAACGUUUUUGGCCGAACAUCAGUAUUGGCCCACAUUUGCCUUGAUGAUGGCAGUGGUCGAUGUUUUUCUGUUGUGUCACAUAAUUUUAGCACAAGUUAAAAAGCAGGACUCACGACCAAUGUUGUCCCAUUGUUUCUAGGGAGGAUAGAAAACAUGUUUCGGAUGAACAUAUCUUCUCCGGGAAGCCUUUUGGGACAAAAGGACGCAGUAAACUCACUAUUGAUCGUCAAGGGACCCACUUUAUUUUUUCCCCAAUAGUGCUUAAAUGUGAAAAAAUCUGUUUUAAAACUGGCAGGAAAGCUAGUUAGUGUUAGCUGUGUGCAGUUGGUGGCCAGAAUUAAGUUAGUAGAGGUUGCAUUGAGUUACAUUACAAUGCGUUGUAGCUCUAUUCAGUAAAAAUGAUUAGUGGGCAGUGAAGGUGAGUUAUAAAUAUUGGGCCAGAGUUACACUUGCUGUUUAACCUUGCAUUCACAUACACACCCAGCUGCAUCCAGCUGCAUCAUGAGCGUUUUUGUAUAUACUUGCCUAUACGUGAUGUGUGUUACUGGAGGAUACCUGUAGAGGACACACAAGAGAGCUCAGGGUGUAUACAACUACUGGUGUGAAACUUGAAUAAAAUACAGUAGUUGAAUUUGAUUUUGAAUUUAUGAUACAUUAUAUAUGGUUAAAAGGCU